CCGAUUUCCUCCUUUCCCCGCUCCGCCCCCCGUCCUCGGAUCUCAUCCGCUCUCGGCACCGCUUCCUUCAUCCGGGCCCUGCGGCUCUCCCGGCUGCAGCCGCCCCGUUUCCCGCUUGAACUCGGCUUCCGAUCCCAGCGGCUCCGGGAUCCGGGCCCAGUCCCGGCUCGGAGAUCGAGCAUGUGCGGCUCGGCCCAGAUUUCCAAGCUGCUGCUGCUGAUGGGGCCGCUGCUCUCGGGCAGUGCCAUGGUGCCCAGCCUCGGAGGGCUCUUCUUCCUCUUUAUCUACAGGAGUUACCGGCAUUUCAUAGGGAACAAUGACCUGCUGCUGCCGGCCAGCCUCUGCUUUGUGGUUGCUGGACUGCUAGUACUCACCGGAAUUGUGGGACUGUGUGCCGCAGUCAGCCAGAGCCACUGCCAACAAGGAGCCUUCCUCUACUUGGUCCUGAUUCUGUUUAGUCUGGAGGUUACUACAGGCACCCUCGGAUACAUCAACAGUGUUCGAGUAGAGUCUGCUGACCUGAAUAGUUUUAAUGAGAUCUUCAGGAACUAUAACGGCAAUGAUUCCAUGAUCAACAGUAGGGCAGUGGACCAACUGCAGGAAAAGAUGCAGUGUUGUGGAGUGAGGAAUUAUACUGACUGGACUCAAUUUCCAUGGUUCUUUCAAAGUGGAAAUGCCAGCAUUCCUCACAGCUGCUGUGCCAGGAAUCUCACAAGCUGCACUGGAGAUCUGGAAGAGCCGGAACUGCUUUACACACAGGGCUGCCUCCUGACCCUACAAGAUGAGCUGCAAUGGAUCUUAUUGUUUACACUAGGCUGGAUCAUUGCUGUUUUCUGUCUGCAGAGCCUGGGAGCUUUGGUCAUCUGUCUCUGGACGAACUCUGAUCCUGCUCCAUACCAGCUGUUGAACACUGAUAACUUCUCCUAAUGAAGGACUCUGCCUGACUCUGUCACUAAUUGAUGCACAAAGCAAACUCAGACUUCCACAUUAAACAGGAUCCUGUCGAAAUAGGAGGAACCAUUUACAAAUCACUGCUGCAAGACUUGACUGUCACCAGAACAAUGACACCUCCCCUCCUAUCUAGUGAACCCCUUCCAUUGAGACCCCCCCUUCCCUGUCCAGUGCCCACACCAGUGUCCAGAGAUCACCUUUGUCCAGUGACCCCCAUCCGGUGAGUGCCCAAUCCAGUGAACCUCCUGCUCCCCUAUGCUGUGACCUUCCCCCAUCCUGUGGUCUCCUUUGUAUAGCGACCAUCCCAUCCUGUGCCCCUUCCUCUCCCUCCCCCCAUAGAGUGACUUCCUUGACCUUCCUGGUAGAAUGACAACUCUUGUCUAAUGAGGGAAUGCCGUCCCCCAAUCCCCAGCCCCCCCCACACAGAAAGGAAAGUUCCCCCACAACGGCUGUAAGAAACUACCAAAAACACUGGCUUCAUCUAAUUCACUGAGCAUCCAGGGUUGUGUUUCUUUAUAAAACUUUACAAUACUUUGUAAUACUUUAUAAUACUAGUACAAUCUACACACUGACACACGACUCUCACAGAAACCUGUGGAUAUUCGGAGGAAUCAUUGCUUUGUUUGAUAUGUAUCCUAAUCUGAUGUAUCUAUCUAGCUGUGGGCAGUAAAUAAAAUUAGAUGUACAUUUUAA
This is a messenger RNA of Carcharodon carcharias (great white shark), 1644 nucleotides long. RefSeq names its product tetraspanin-3-like. The transcript has 7 exons. Lineage: Eukaryota; Metazoa; Chordata; Chondrichthyes; Lamniformes; Lamnidae. The record is from RefSeq and is a predicted model, not a curated record. Bases 181 to 927 code for a protein of 248 amino acids. Gene Ontology annotation, cellular component: membrane.